UAAUUUCGUAUAGUUGUAUCGUCUUAGUUAUAUUUCAUAGAAUUGAUUAUAUAAAAAUAUGACGGAAGAAUCCUUAAAAAGUUGGCAUCUUAUAUGGUGGUUAUUUAAAUUAUUUGGAUUUCCAAUUACUAUUCCAUGGUUGAUAUAUCAUUUCCUUGAUAUAAUGCAACAAAAAAGAAAAAAAAAAACACUCAAUGGAAAAGUUGUAAUAAUAACUGGAGCCAGUUCUGGAUUAGGAGAAGCAUUAGCACAUGUUUUUUAUGCUUGUGGCUGUAAAAUUAUUUUGAUUUCUAGAAGAAAAGAGGAAUUGGAUAGAGUGAAAAAUAUUUUAAUAAAUACUCAUGUUACAGUACCAACUUAUCCUCCAGUAAUUUUACCAAUAGAUAUAACUAAUAUAAAUAGUUUACAAACUGAAAUUACAAAAGUAAUAGAUAUUCAUGGAAGAAUUGAUAUUUUAAUUAAUAAUGCUGGUAUCUCUUAUAGAGGUGAAAUUAUUAAUACUAAUAUGGAUGUAGAUAUAAAAGUAAUGCUUACAAAUUACUUUGCUCAAAUUGCUUUAGCAAAAGUUAUUCUUCCAUAUAUGAUAAAACAAAAAUCAGGUCAUAUAGUAUGUAUUAGUAGUAUACAAGGCAAGAUUUCAAUUCCAUACAGAUCUGCAUAUGCAGCUUCUAAAUAUGCAUUACAAGCAUGGUGUGAUUGCUGUAGAGCAGAAUUACAUGAUCAGAAUAUAAAAAUUACAAUUGUUAGUCCUGGUUACAUAAAGACUUCUCUUUCUUUGAAUGCAUUAACAGGAAGUGGACAAAUUUAUGGAGUAAUGGAUAAAACAAUACAAGAAGGAUAUCAUCCAGAAUAUGUAGCAAAUCGUAUUUUAAAAGCAGUAUUAAAAGAAGAAAAAGAUAUUUUAAUAACACCAUUCAUUCCAAAAGCUGCAAUGUUUUUACGCAUAUUAUGUCCAUCAUUGUAUUUUUGGAUAAUGCAGAAACGAGCUAAAAAGACAAAGGAAAAAGAAUAAUAAUAUUUGAUAUUUGAUUAUUACAAAUAGGGUAAAUUGUAAUUUAAUUAUUUAUUAUUUCUUAUUUACACAAAAUAUUUUGUUUUUAUCUUUGUAUUUAUACUAUUUUUUGUUGUUAUUUCAUUGUAAUUAAAACGAAAUAUGAAUUAGAAUAAAUUCUAUUUUAUAUGAAAUGUUAUUUA
Molecule: messenger RNA, 1194 nt
Organism: Apis florea (little honeybee)
Lineage: Eukaryota; Metazoa; Arthropoda; Insecta; Hymenoptera; Apidae
Product: dehydrogenase/reductase SDR family protein 7-like
Cellular component (GO): membrane
Source: RefSeq, a predicted model, not a curated record